Molecule: messenger RNA, 1713 nt
Organism: Lathyrus oleraceus (garden pea)
Lineage: Eukaryota; Viridiplantae; Streptophyta; Magnoliopsida; Fabales; Fabaceae
Product: coumaroyl-CoA:anthocyanidin 3-O-glucoside-6''-O-coumaroyltransferase 1
Exons: 1
Coding region: 98-1456 (452 amino acids)
Source: RefSeq, a predicted model, not a curated record
AAUUCCAAUUUAGAUUACUCAUUCUCCACUUCUCCUUCUCCUAAUCCAACAACAUUAUAUUAUUAAACAACACAAACAUAGUGAUUAUUGAUUACUGAUGAUGAAGUUGAUAGAAGAGAGUCGAGUUUCACCACCACCCAAUUCACUUCCAUCGCCAACCACUCUCCCUCUCACUUUCUUCGACGUUUCAUGGUUUUACUGCCUACCACCAGUUCAACGCAUCUUCUUCUACGACUUUCCUCAUCCAACACACCACUUCCUUCAAACAACACUUCCCAUUCUCAAACACUCUCUUUCUCUCACCCUCCAACACUUCUUCCCCUUUUCCUCCAAUCUCAUCAUCCCUCCAGAUUCCCAUGACGCCCCUUACAUACGCUACCUCCACGGCGACUCUCUCUCCUUCACCGUCUCUGAAUCCUCCGCAAGCUUCAACAUCCUCGUAUCUGAUUCACAAGACGCUCAAAACUGGCACCCUCUUGUUCCUAACUUGCCUUCACCUCGUACCGAACCUAACGGUACAACUGUCAUCCCUUUAAUGGCUAUUCAACUCACCGUUCUUCCAAACUCCGGCUUCUCUAUCUGCCUCACUUUCAAACACGUCGCUGCAGACGGAAAAUCACUUCACCAUUUCAUGAAAUAUUGGGCCUCUCUUUCAAAAGCCAUAGCUAACAACAACAACAACAAUAACAAUAGUUUAUCAUCUCUUGAUCUUCCUUCCCAUGAAAGAGACAAAAUACUUAAACACCCCAAGGCUCCUAAACUCACAUACUUACAUGAAGAUUCUUAUAGUUAUAGUUAUGUUGACAAGAUACGAACUAGUUUAGUAUUGAGUCAUGAACAAGUUCAGAAACUGAAGAAAUGGGGUUUGGAUAAAUGUAAUGAUACAACAAGACAUAUGUCAACUUUUGUUGUAACAUGUUCCUUGAUUUGGUUUUGUAUGGUGAAAUCAGAGAGAAACACAGGUGAUGAUGAUCUAUGCAACUUCUUGUUUCUUGCAGAUUGUCGUGAUCGUCCGGAAUAUUCAUUACCGAAAACUUAUUUUGGAAACUGUCUUGCCUCGUAUACUGUGGUUGUAAAGAAGAGUGAGUUGGUCGGAAAAGAUGGAAUUGUUGUGGCCGCAAAUGGUAUUGAAAGGAAGAUAAGAGAUUUCAAGAGUGAUGAUGUUUUGUUAGGAGCUGAAGUGUUGAUGCCUGAUUAUAGGGAAUUAUCAAAACCAGGUAUGUCUUUGGUAGUGGUUGCAGGGUCACCAAAACUUGCUAUUUAUGAGACUGAUUUUGGGUGGGGAAAGCCGGUGAGAUCUGAUGCAGUGCAUAUUGAUGCUUUUGGUUCGAUUUCUCUUUCUAAUUGUAGAGAUGGUGGAGGUGGAAUUGAAGUUGGUUUGGCUCUUGAGAGGUCUAGAAUGGCUACUUUCAUCAACAUCUUUCAACAGCAACUUGAUAGUAUUUGUAGCAUCUGAAUGAAAUAAAAUCCAUGAGUUUUGGGUUUCAGCAUAUGCUUUAUUAUUAUUAUUGCACCUACAAAGUUUCUACAUAAUUUAUUUUAGAAUAAAGUUUGUCUACUUGAAAUACUUAAAUCAUUGAAGUAAUAUAGUUCUUUAUAGUAAUAUUAAGACAAAGAGGAACAAUACGUGGAAAUUUUAAAUGGGUCUUUAGGUCCAACUGUUUACCGUGGAUACAUAAUUGGGACAGUAGCAAUCCUCGUACAUUUCAUGGA